UUCUUUCUUUUUUUUUUUGUCUUUGCUUCCACAUUAGGAUGAUGAAUGUUUUGUCUAUUUCUCUUGUAUUAUCCACACUUGUUACAGCAGGAUUUCUCACUCCAAACCCAAAGAAAGAAGAUGUUGUUUUAGUAGUUGAAUUUGAUGAAAAUGAUGGAACAAAGGUUUUAAUCUCCCCACAAGAAGCUGAAAUUCCAAAGGGAAAACCAAAAUCAGGUUAUGUUUCUCAUCUCAAAGACAAGCUAUAUGAAAAAGCAGAGGAAGCAUCCUCUGUUCUUCCCAAUAUAGGUCAAGCGAUUUCGAGUCCCUAUGUGAGUCAACAUCAACAAAAUGGUGAAUUUCAUACUAGUGCUAGAGAUGUUGUUUGUGAUGCCUUUGGAAAGUGCAAAGAAAAAAUUGCUACGGUUUCAGAUAAAGCCCAUGAAGCUGCUGAUCAAAUUGAACAAACUGUUAAAGGGACUGCAGGGGAAGUGAAAGAUGCAGUUACCGAAGCCUCAGAUAAAGCAAAGGAGAAAGUUAAAGAAAAAAACAAGGAUGUAGUUGAUACGACGAAGAGAAAGAAGGGUGAAGUAGAACAAAAAAUGGAGCACGUGAAAGGAGAAAUCGCUGAGAAAGCAGAACAAGUGAAAGAAGAAGGGAAAAAGGAGUUGAAAGAUAUUGUCGAUGGAGGACGUGAAUUCUUCCGUGAUGUAUUUGUUUACAUCUUCUCCCUGGAGCAUUUGCGUCCUGUGAUGCGUUUGACACAUCUAUUGGGUUUUGCUGUGGCUUAUGGGAUGUGUAUUUGGGUAACAUUUGUUUCAAGUUAUGUGUUGGCUAGAACAUUGCCAAGGCAGCAAUUUGCAGUUGUUCAAAGCAAGAUUUACCCUGUUUACUUCAAGGCUAUGGCUUAUUGCAUUGGUCCAGCAUUCCUAGGCCAUUUUCUAAGCCAAAAACGUCGACCUUACGCCAACUCGGCUGAAGCAGUUCAAGGUUUCAAUCUUUUAGCUUCAAUUUCCAUGCUUUUGGUCAAUUUGCUCUACUUGGAGCCUAGAGCAACAAAGGUUAUGUUUGAGAGAUUGAAGUUGGAGAAGGAAGAAGGCAGAGGUAGAGACAUAUUUAACGUUGAACCAAGCAGUACUACUAGAGGAGUGGAGUCGGUAUUGGAUCCUACAAAGACGACAACUACAGAAGAGUCGGCAGAGGUAGUGAAGCACCAAGUGGUGAAAUUGAGCCAGAUGCUUAAGAAGUUGAACUCAUAUUCAUCUUUUCUUAAUGUCCUCACACUUAUGGCUCUUACUCACCAUCUUAUUCACCUUACUCAGCUACUCGAUGCCACCAGCUGAAUGCUAGUCAAUACUCUUCUUCUUUUGUUAUUUUGGUUGAGGUGAUCCAUUGCCACUGUGUACCUAGUCCUCUAACUUUUGUCUAAAUAUUGUUUCUGUCCUCUCUCUGUUGUACACACAAAAUUUGUUCACUCUUUCCUUUUCCAUCAGUACUAAAAACAGCUCAAGUAGCUUAGGUUGGGAAAUCGAUGUUGUCCCUUGAUUUCUUGUUAGUGUUUAAUUAUUUUUAUACAACUCAUUCAC
Messenger RNA from Solanum dulcamara, 1565 nucleotides. RefSeq lists its product as uncharacterized. The record is from RefSeq and is a predicted model, not a curated record. Lineage: Eukaryota; Viridiplantae; Streptophyta; Magnoliopsida; Solanales; Solanaceae. The transcript has 2 exons. Bases 39 to 1322 code for a protein of 427 amino acids.